This is a messenger RNA of Saprolegnia diclina VS20, 837 nucleotides long. RefSeq lists its product as hypothetical. The record is from RefSeq and is a predicted model, not a curated record. Lineage: Eukaryota; Oomycota; Saprolegniomycetes; Saprolegniales; Saprolegniaceae. The coding region runs from base 1 to 837 and encodes 278 amino acids. The transcript has 4 exons.
AUGCCAUCCGCGAUUGGUAUCGUGGCGCUGGCCCACGCGGCGACGUACUACGGCGAGCUGGACGCAGAUGGCCGUCCGCACGGCACCGGCUGCGUGUACUUUUCGGCUGGCGGCUACUACGCCGGGAGUUUUGUCGGUGGGCGUAAACACGGCCCCGGCGUCUGUGGCUUUCCCGAUGGCUCGCGUUACGAAGGCGACUUUGUCGACGACGAGCGCGACGGCUACGGUGUGCACUCGGUGCCGAUUGGUGAUCGCUACCGGGGGCAGUGGCGGGCGUCGGCGCAGGACGGCGUCGGCGAAGUCCUCGAGCGGUCGGGGCGGUUGCGCCGCGGUAUCUUCCAGAGCAAUGCCUUCGAGGCGCCGCUCGAGCACUCGGAUGACGCUGUCGGACACUUGGCAAAGGCGACGGAAGCGCAGCAGAACGCGUUCAUUGCCGAGCGCAGUGCCCGCGCCUCCGAGGAGACUGCUCAAUUUCAAGCCUCCAUGACCAUCGAUGGCUGGUACAUCGAAACGGACGCCGACUUGGAUGCAUACGAAGCCGAGACCAGUGCACGACAGGAGGUGGCGAGCGCAGAGUGGUUGCGCGAUUUUCGGUCACUCGAGGCCGAGACGCAGGAAGGCAAGACCGAAGAGGCGACGCUGGGGGAGACGCAAAAGCAGCUCUACUUGACGAUCCAAGCCCGCCGCAAGGAGCUCGCGCGCCUGAGCAUGUUUUGGGACGUUGUCCAAGACAAAGAAAGACACUUGGGUGAGGCAAAGCGCGUCUUGGACGCGGUGGAACGCGAGAUAGCGGCCGAAAUCGCGUGGGCCAACGCCAACAAGCCGUGUACCGAGUAG